Messenger RNA from Linum trigynum, 315 nucleotides. The record is from the annotation of a GenBank genome assembly. NCBI's taxonomy places the organism in Eukaryota, Viridiplantae, Streptophyta, Magnoliopsida, Malpighiales, Linaceae.
AUACAACUUGACGUCAAAGAUGCCGACCAGAGCAGGAACUCACGUCCGACGUCCAAGUGAGGGGAGCUUCACGCCGACGUCGGUGGUGUUGCUGCAGAGGAAAGCUAUGGCCGCCGGCAAGCUGCUGGUGCACGUCCGACCAAAGUACUGUCAGGAAUAUGGGCACAGUGAAGCUUGGGAUGGCGUCGUCACUGUUGCCGCACGGAAAAUCCACCGGCCGGCUGAGAGCUAGGGCUGCAACAAAGAACACACCGGCGGCAGUUGAAGAUGGAACAAGGUUAUAGUUACAGCCGGGAAAAAAAACCUAAUUAUAUU